Molecule: messenger RNA, 3285 nt
Organism: Pundamilia nyererei
Lineage: Eukaryota; Metazoa; Chordata; Actinopteri; Cichliformes; Cichlidae
Gene: sel1l
Product: SEL1L adaptor subunit of SYVN1 ubiquitin ligase
Exons: 21
Coding region: 470-2887 (805 amino acids)
Biological process (GO): ERAD pathway
Cellular component (GO): endoplasmic reticulum membrane
Molecular function (GO): protein binding
Source: RefSeq, a predicted model, not a curated record
GAAGUGGCGAUCAGUAGUGUGGGCUCAACGCUAAGUAGUAUUUGGGUGGUGUAUAUCAAAGGGUAAAGCUACUGGCUUUCGUCCCUAAACGUGGAUAUUUUGAAGUGUCAAGAGGGAAUCGUCAUCCAGUUUUUGGGCCGAGCAGUUGAACAGCGGGCAUAUAUUAUUAACGCUGUCUUGCUAACCUUUGUUGCGGCUAUGUAAAACUAGCUUGUUAGGUUUACGUCAUUUCAGCAGGUGCUACUCUGCUAGCUUAGCUUCACAUUGGGAUCUAUUAGCUUGUUAAACAGCUACAGUAGCUAAAAUUAAACAAGCUGGCAUCUAGAGGGAAUACGGCUCAGACUAGUGUGUGACAGGGAGUUUACUUAUGCUACUUCUCGUAGUGUGACCCGAGACUGCGACUGGAUGUUUAGUAAUAGAAAUAGCAAUAGUCACAGCUAGCAGAUUGUUAGCUUGUUAAAUAACAACAAUGGGCUAUAAGAAGUGUUUGAAAACAGCAAGGAGACUUUAUUUUUGGGGUAUUCUCUUCAUAGUGUUCAGCAAAGGAGUAACAGCUGAUGAGGAGCAACACCAGGACGAAGCACCAGAGUUAAAGUCCUACCAUGACCCAGACUCUGAAGAGGAAGAUGUUCGAUUAUCACCAGAAAUUAUGGCAGGUACUUCUAUGACCACUGAUCACUCCCAUCCUGAAGAGGAAACACAGCCCCCUUCGGAGGGUCUAGAAGGAGAGGAGAAGGAGGACCUACCUGACCCGCCUCCUCCCGUUGAGGAAAAACCUAAAGAGGUUCCUGUGGUGAAUGGAGGUACAGCCCAUGGAGAACCCUGCAUAUUCCCCUUCCUCUUCCAGGAGACAGAGUACAUAGAGUGUACCACUGAUGGGCGGGGGGAUGGACGGCUAUGGUGUGCCACGACGUACGACUAUGACCAGGAUAAGAAAUGGGGUUUCUGUGAGACGGAGGAACAGGCACAGCAGAGGCUUCAGGCUGAGGAAGCAGAGAAGCAGUAUCAGACUGUCCUGCGCAUGCUUAACUCCACCACCAGGAAGACUCAGAAAAAAGAAUUAUAUGAAAAGCUGCUAAAAGUGGCAGAAAAAGGCCACCAGAAAGCCACGGAGAAGGUGGCGUAUGCCAUGCUGUUUGGAGAUUACAUGAACCAAAAUAUUACCAAGGCCAGAGAAAUGUUUGAGAAGCUUGCCAUGGAGGGCUCACCUAAAGCUCAGAUGGCUCUUGGAUUUCUGUAUGCAGCAGGGCUCGGAGUUAACUCAAGUCAAGCUAAGGCUUUGGUUUACUACACCUUUGGUGCACUGGGUGGAAACCUGCUCGCUCACAUGAUUCUGGGCUACAGGUACUGGGGAGGGGUGGGUGUUCCCCAAAGCUGUGAGUCAGCACUAACGCAUUAUAGGCUUGUAGCAAAUCAGGUGGCCAGCGAUGUUUCCCUGACAGGAGGCUCAGCGGUGCAGAGGAUCAGACUGCUCGAUGAGGUGGAGAACCCGGGAUCUACCAGCGGGAUGUUGGAGGAAGACCUCAUCCAGUACUACCAGUUUCUAGCGGAGAAAGGGGACGUCCAAGCUCAGGUGGGCCUGGGUCAGCUGCACUUACAUGGAGGACGUGGAGUAGAACAGAAUCACCAGAGGGCGUAUGACUACUUCAACCAGGCAGCCAAUGCAGGCAACACACAUGCUAUGGCUUUUCUUGGAAAGAUGUAUUCAGAAGGCAGUGAGUUUCUCCCUCAGAAUAAUGAGACUGCCUUGCAGUACUUCAAGAAGGCUUCUGACCUGGGUAAUCCGGUGGGACAGAGUGGGUUGGGGAUGGCCUAUCUUUAUGGUAGAGGUGUGCCAGUGAACUACGAGCUGGCCCUCAAAUACUUCCAGAAGGCAGCAGAGCAGGGCUGGGUGGAUGGACAACUCCAGCUGGGCACCAUGUAUUACAAUGGCAUUGGCGUGAAGCGUGACUACAAGCAGGCUCUUAAAUUCUUUAACCUGGCCUCACAGGCUGGGCACAUCCUGGCCUUCUACAACUUGGCCCAGAUGCAUGCUACUGGUACUGGUGUGAUGCGUUCCUGCCACACCGCUGUAGAGCUUUUCAAAAAUGUGUGUGAGCGUGGUCGCUGGUCAGAGCGCCUGAUGACAGCGUACGGUAGCUUUAAGGAGGGUGACAUGGACGCUGCGCUGGUUCAGUAUCUGCUGCUGGCUGAGCAGGGCUACGAGGUGGCUCAGAGCAACGUGGCCUUCAUUCUGGAUCAGAAAGGGGCAAGGAUCUUCAGUGAGAAUGAGACCUACCCUCGUGCAUUGCUCCACUGGACAAGAGCUGCAGCGCAAGGUUACACCGUGGCAAGGAUAAAACUGGGAGACUAUCAUUUCUAUGGCUACGGAACGGACGUGGACUACGAGACGGCUGUCAUUCACUAUAGGUUGGCAUCUGAGCAGCAGCACAGCGCACAGGCCAUGUUUAACUUGGGUUACAUGCAUGAGAAAGGCCUGGGUAUCAAACAGGACAUCCACCUAGCCAAACGGUUUUAUGACAUGGCUGCUGAGGCCAGUCCUGACGCCCAGGUUCCAGUUUUUCUAGCUCUGUGCAAACUGGGCCUGAUUUAUGCUCUCCAGUACCUGCAGGAUCUUAAUUUGAAGGAGUUGAUUUCUCAGGUGGAUCUGGACCAGCUGCUGGGCCCAGAGUGGGAUCUCUACCUCAUGACGGUCAUCGCCCUACUGCUAGGCACAGUCAUCGCCUACCGACAGCGCCAACACCAAAUCAUAGUGCCACCUCGCCCACCUGCCCCAGCGCCUCCUCCCAGGCCGCCUCAGGAACAGCCACAGGCCCAGGCCGAGCCCCAGGCUCAGGAAGAAACACCAGAGCAGGGCCCGGCCCAGGAAGAGGAGGAGCAGCACUGAGAGGGAGAUAGACGGAGUGAGGGUGGUGAAAGAUGGACAAGAGGCUCACUGCAUGGAGCACCAGUAGCUGAAUACCUGCUACUUUGAGCACCUCGCCCACUCUGCCUGUUCCCCGCCAUGUGUGUGUGGGUUGUUUUUUUUUUGUUUUGUUUUUUUUAAAAAGGCUUGAUGAUGGCUGCUGAACUGUUCAGUCUCACCUCUUUCUUCCUUUAAAAUAUGCUGGUCUUCUGCUGAAACCGACACAUCGUGGGUGUUAAUGGACAACACUGCAGUAGAGAGUGUUUGGACUUGGUACUUUUUGACUCAGGAUACUGCCAGACGUUCCCCCCGUGUCCUCAACAUGGAAUUAGUCUUGUGGUUGCCAGAUCAAAAGCAUUACGAACUCAACUGAGAAAAUU